CCUCACAAAAUCCGAAUCACUUACACAGCUCUGUCUCUUCCUCAUCUCUCUGGAAGGCUGGAACCCCGAAUUCCUGCCAUCAUGCUCCAAAGCCUCCUCCCUCCAUCCCCCAUCAAUCCCACCACGACCACCUCCUCCUCCGAAGCCGCUCCGGCGACUUCCAAGCGCUCCUCCUCCCCAUCCUCCUCCUCCGACCCCCGCCCCCUCAAACACCCCAACCUCGACAUCUCCACCGACCCGCCCGCCGCCGACUCUCCGGAGAUCGAAUCCCGCGGCCUCCGUCUCCUCAGCCUCCUCCUCCAAUGCGCCGAAUCAGUCGCCGUCGACAAUCUCUCCGGCGCCCUCACCUUCCUUCCCGAAAUCACUUCUCUAUCGUCUCCCUUCGGCUCCUCCCCCGAACGCGUCGCCGCUUACUUCUCCGAUGCCCUCCGGGCCCGCAUCCUCUCCUCAUACCUCUCCUCAUACUCCCCUCUCCCUCUCAAAACCCUAACCCUAACUCACCGCAUCCCCCGUUCCUUCCACCUCCUCAACUCCCUCACCCCUCUCAUCAAAUUCUCACACUUCACCUCCAACCAGGCCAUCUUCCAAUCCAUCCACUUCUUCUCCCGUCUCCACAUCGUCGAUUUCGACAUCAUGCAGGGCCUUCAGUGGCCGGGUCUCUUCCACAUCCUCGCAUCUCGUCCCCGCCCCAUUGAAUCAAUUCGAAUCACCGGAAUUGGCCCUGAUUCCGAUCUCCUCGAAGCCACCGGCCGGCGAUUAGCCGAUUUCGCCGCUUCCCUCAACCUCCCCUUUCAAUUCACCCCGCUCGAAGGCAAGAUAGCCGACCUCGCAACCGAUUUUACUCCUUUCUGCCACCGUAACCCCGCAGAAGCUACUGUCGUUCACUGGACCCAACAUUGCCUCUACGAUGUCACUGGAUCAGAUAUCGCCGCCGCACAAUUCUUAUCCUCCCUCCGCCCCCGUCUCCUCACCGUCGUCGAACAGGAUCUCGGCCAUGGCAGCGGCGGAGGAUUCCUCGGCAGGUUUGUCGAAGCCCUGCAUUACUAUUCUGCUCUGUUUGAUGCGAUUGGGGAUGGAGGGGGUGGUGGGGAAGAGAGAUGGGAAGUGGAGAGAGGGGUUUUGGGUGGGGAGAUAAAAAAUAUUGUGGCGGUUGGAGGGCCGAAGAGGACUGGGGAGGUGAAGGUAGAAAGGUGGGGGGAUGAGCUCCGGCGAGUAGGCUUCCGUCCAGUUUCUCUCGCCGGAAGUCCGGCUGCUCAGGCGAGCUUGCUUUUGGGAAUGGUGCCGUGGAAGGGGUACACGUUGGCGGAGGAAGGAGGGAGAUUGAAAUUGGGAUGGAAGGAUUUAUCGCUUCUUACCGCUUCGGCGUGGCGGCCGGCGAACAUUGCCGGAAAAGAAGAAGAUGGAGGGGAGGAGGAAUGGGACAGGAGUGAAGGGAUCUCUUUUUGAAAAUUUAAAAA
Phalaenopsis equestris is the source of this 1457-nucleotide messenger RNA. Its product is annotated as scarecrow-like protein 23. Bases 82 to 1446 code for a protein of 454 amino acids. Gene Ontology annotation, cellular component: nucleus. Lineage: Eukaryota; Viridiplantae; Streptophyta; Magnoliopsida; Asparagales; Orchidaceae. Gene Ontology annotation, molecular function: sequence-specific DNA binding; DNA-binding transcription factor activity. Gene Ontology annotation, biological process: bundle sheath cell fate specification; regulation of DNA-templated transcription; leaf development. The transcript has a single exon. The record is from RefSeq and is a predicted model, not a curated record.